AUGUCAGCCUUGAGGACGACAUCGCUGCUGCGGGCGGCACGAGUUGCCAGGCGGCCGUUUGCUGAGGCAUACCGCCCCGUCCAACUCCAAACACGACGCGCUAUGUCCAUUGAAGGACAGCAGAAGCUGCUCUCUGCCGACCUCGAGGAGGCUGAUCCUACCGUUUACAACAUUAUCCAAAAGGAGAAGAGGAGGCAAAAGCACUUUAUCAACCUGAUUCCCUCCGAGAACUUCACAUCGCAAGCUGUCUUGGAUGCCCUGGGCAGUGUUAUGCAAAACAAAUACUCGGAAGGAUACCCCGGAGCAAGAUAUUAUGGCGGCAACGAACACAUUGACGAGGCCGAAAGACUCUGCCAACAGAGAGCUCUUCAGGCCUUCCGCCUCGACCCUGAGAAGUGGGGUGUCAACGUCCAGCCCCUGUCUGGAUCACCCGCCAACCUCUACGCUUACUCGGCCCUCCUGAACACUCAUGACCGUAUAAUGGGUCUCGAUCUCCCCCACGGCGGCCACUUGUCACACGGCUACCAAACUCCUACCAGAAAGAUCUCGGCCAUCUCAAAGUACUUCGAGACACUGCCCUACAGACUCGACGAGAAGACUGGUCUGAUCGACUACACAAAGCUGCACGAGCUAGCCACUCUCUACCGUCCCAAGAUCAUCAUCGCUGGCACUUCGGCCUACAGCAGAUUGAUCGACUACAAGAAGUUCCGCGAGGUUGCCGACAGCGUCGGCUCAUACCUCCUUUCCGACAUGGCUCACAUCUCCGGUCUCGUCGCUGGCGGCGUCAUCCCCUCACCUUUCGACUACUCUGACGUCGUCACUACCACAACACACAAAUCUCUGCGCGGCCCUCGUGGUGCCAUGAUCUUCUACCGUAAGGGUGUCAGAAGUGCCGACAAGAAGGGUAAUGAGGUCAUGUACGAUCUCGAAGGCCCCAUCAAUUCCUCAGUGUUCCCUGGCCAUCAAGGUGGACCUCACAACCACACCAUUACUGCAUUGGCCGUCGCUUUGCAACAGGCUCAAUCCUCCGAGUUCAAGCAGUACCAACAGACUGUUCUUGAAAACGCAAAGGCCUUUGCUGCUCGCCUUGGAAACAGCAAAGACAAGGGCGGUCUAGGCUACACCAUCGUCUCUGGUGGCACUGACAACCAUUUGGUUCUGAUUGAUCUCAAGGACAAAAACGUUGAUGGUGCUCGUGUCGAGCGUAUUCUUGAGCUUGUCGGCGUGGCUGCUAACAAGAACACUGUCCCUGGUGACAAGUCGGCUAUGAAGCCUGGCGGUCUUCGUAUGGGUACACCCGCCAUGACAACUCGCGGCUUCCAACCCGAAGACUUCAAGCGUGUCGCCGAUGUCGUCCACCGCGCUGUUGAACUCACUCGCAGAUUGGAUGGUGUCGCAAAGGAGGCUGCUGAGAAGGCUGGUCGUAAGAACCCUGGCAGCGUCAACGCCUUCAGAGAAUAUGUUGGUGAGGGUGAGGAGAUUACUGAGAUCGUUCAACUCAGAAAGGAAGUUGAAGACUGGGUUGGUACUUUCUCCCUUCCUUGGGAUAAGUCAUGA
Aureobasidium melanogenum CBS 110374 is the source of this 1557-nucleotide messenger RNA. RefSeq names its product serine hydroxymethyltransferas-like protein. Gene Ontology annotation, molecular function: zinc ion binding; glycine hydroxymethyltransferase activity; pyridoxal phosphate binding. The transcript has 5 exons. Gene Ontology annotation, cellular component: cytoplasm. Bases 1 to 1557 code for a protein of 518 amino acids. Gene Ontology annotation, biological process: L-serine catabolic process; folic acid metabolic process; tetrahydrofolate interconversion. Lineage: Eukaryota; Fungi; Ascomycota; Dothideomycetes; Dothideales; Saccotheciaceae. The record is from RefSeq and is a predicted model, not a curated record.